AUGUCUGUAGACCAGGCGGGUAUCCAUUCUCGAAUGGCAGCUUGGAAGCGACGUUUUGAAGACAUCGUUGAUCAACAUCCGCAACAUCGUCCGAUGGUGGCGAGAGAUUUUUGCGGCAUGAUAAGACAAGUGUGUAUGCGUACCCGAUGGGUAAUGCUAAUUGAUGACACAACAAUGGUGAAUAAGCUGGGGAAAAGCGGUCUUUUUAAAAAAGAGACGGUUGCUCAGCACUUCACAAUGAAGACGCUGCUUGUCAAAAUGAAGAAUAUUUUGGUAUGCAAGUGUCUGGGAAACGCAAAGGCUCGGGAAAUAGGAAAUCAGGGUUUGCACGAUUCGACUUUUUGCACGUUUGCGGCGCAAGACGUUUCGUGGACGCUGACAAACGAAAAAACCAUUACGAUAAACAGCUCGGGUCGUCUGGCAGCAAUGCUGGAUGACAGGGUUUUUCUGGCUUGGGGGAAGGGCUCUUUCGGGUCUUGUUAUUGGAAUGAGUACGAUUUAAAUCUCCUAACGAGGAACAAUUGGAGGGCAAGUCUGGUGCCAGCAGCCGCGGUAAUUCCAGCUCCAAUAGCGUAUAUUAAAGUUGUUGCAGUUAAAAAGCUCGUAGUUGAACUUCAGGCCUGGCUGGGCGGUCCGCCUUCCGGAGUGUUCAAAGCAGGCACGCGCUUGAAUACAUUAGCAUGGAAUAAUGGAAUAGGACAGUGGUUCUAUUUGUUGGUUUCUAGGACCGUUGAAUCGGGCGAUGUUGACAAAAUGACGCGCUCGGCACCUCAUGGGAAACCAAAGUGUUUGGGUUCCGGGGGGAGUAUGGUCGCAAGGCUGAAACUUAAAGGAAUUGACGGAAGGGCACCACCAGGGGUGGAGCCUGCGGCUUAA
Messenger RNA from Paraglomus occultum, 876 nucleotides. NCBI's taxonomy places the organism in Eukaryota, Fungi, Glomeromycota, Glomeromycetes, Paraglomerales, Paraglomeraceae. The record is from the annotation of a GenBank genome assembly.